Molecule: messenger RNA, 2314 nt
Organism: Erigeron canadensis
Lineage: Eukaryota; Viridiplantae; Streptophyta; Magnoliopsida; Asterales; Asteraceae
Exons: 12
Coding region: 396-2186 (596 amino acids)
Source: RefSeq, a predicted model, not a curated record
CCCACUUCUUUCUUUUAUUUUCUUAUUAAAUUUUAUCCCCUUUGACAUUUCUUUACCUCCAUUUUAGCAACCUUUUUUGUUCUUCCAACAUUAGUCUUGAAACACAUUUUACUCUUUUCUACUAAAAGUCACAAAGCUUUUGGUCACAAAUCGGUUUUUGCAGAUUAAAACAGUGGAUAAAAGAGUGAACCCUUAAACCCACCUUUUUAGCUCACAUCACCAUUCUGCAAUGCAAGAACCAAAAAACUGAGGUUUUGACUUAUUGACCAUGAUAUGUCCACAUGUCCAAUGACCCAUUUUUCUCAUCAUUUGGGCUUGUGGGUCUGUUCAUAAUCUGAUCUUUAAGUACUUUUGAGACUUGGGUACUUGUUAUUUUGGUCAAAGAUUUUGAUGAGAUGAGUAUUGAAGAGUGUGGUAUGAGUAGUAGUAGCAUGGAUGAAGUUGGAGUAGUAGAUUGUACACAUAAAAGGUUUCCAAGCAAGAGUGAACUUGUAGAAGAAAAUAGUGAACAUUCAGACUGCAUUAAUUCAAAUAUGAAGAGUUCUAUGACUAUGGAGAACAAUAAUAAAUUGCCAAAUGCCGAAAUCCAGAAUUCACUAAGAAAUGAGAUAGUGCAGCUUGAGAAAAGAUUGCAUGACCAAGUUGCUGUCCGCGGUGCUUUAGAACAAGCAUUGGGUUACAAAUCAUCUUCUCAUCAAGUAACAAAUCAAGCCUCUAUCCCGAAGCCGGCAACAGAGUUAAUUAAGGACAUUGCAGUGUUAGAGUACGAAGUUUCACAUUUGGAGCAGUAUCUUCUUUCGUUAUACCGUAAAGCGUUUGAUCAACAUAUUUCGUGUCCAUCACCUUUAAGAAACAGUGAAUCACACAAAUCACCAUUGAUGACUCCAAGAGGCAAAUACCUAGAAACUUGCAGGGCUGAUAUUUCAUUAAAACCGGACGAUGGAGACGUUGGUGAAGAAGAUAUAGCUUUAGAUUCUGGUGUUCAUCGUUGUCACUCUUCACUAUCUCAACACUCAAUGUUAUCAACCGAAACUUCCACAGAGACUCUUGGUAAGGCACUACGUGCCUGCCAUUCACAACCACUAUCCAUGACAGAGUAUGCGCAGAAUAAUAGUUCCAACAUAAUUAGUCUGGCUGAACAUCUUGGAACCAGGAUUUGUGAUCAUAUUCCUGAAACACCAAACAAGCUAUCGGAGGAUAUAAUCAAGUGCAUGUCGGCUAUAUAUUGUAAACUAGCAGACCCGCCUCAUACAAAUCAUGGGAUCUCAUCUCCUACUUCAUCUUUGUCAUCAAUGACUGCAUUUUCGCCAAAAGACCAGUCAGACUUGAUGUGGAGUCCAGGGUUUAGAAGGGAUUCAUCUUCUUUUGAUGUGAGAUUAGAUAACCCUUUUCAUGUUCAAGGGCUGAAGGAGUUCAGUGGACCUUAUAGUACAAUGGUCGAGAUUCAGUGUAUUUACAGAGAUGGCGAGCAAUUGGGUGAUAUCGAACAUAUGCUGCAAAAUUUCAGGUCACUUGUUUCUCGAUUAGAAGAGGUAGAUCCCAGGAAACUGAAUCACGAAGAAAAGCUGGCGUUUUGGAUCAAUGUACAUAAUGCCUUGGUGAUGCAUGCUGUUUUAGCUUACGGGGUUCCACAAAACAACUUAAAGAGGGUCUUUUUGCUAUUAAAAGCUGCAUAUAAUGUUGGUGGUCACGUGGUAAGUGCAGAUGUAAUCCAAAACUCUAUUCUUGGAUGCAAGAUGUCUCGUCCUGGCCAGUGGCUUCGACUGUUAUUAUCUUCAAGAUCAAAGUUUAAAGCCGGAGAUCCACGCCAAGAUUAUGCAAUCGACCAUCCAGAACCCCUUUUGCAUUUUGCACUCUCAUCAGGAUGCCAUUCUGAUCCGGCGGUUCGUGUUUACACCCCAAAACGAGUGAUUCAAGAACUAGAAGUAGCAAAAGAAGAAUUUGUGAGGGCUACAUUUGGUGUAGCAAAAGACCAUAAGAUUCUUUUACCCAAGAUCAUUGAUAACUUUGCAAAAGAUUCAGGGUUAUGUACAGGCGGUGUGAUGGAGAUGGUCCAACAAUGUUUACCCGAUUCACUUAGGAAGAACAUAAAGAAACAUCAAUUGGUGAAGUCACGAAAGAUGAUUGAAUGGGCUCCUCAUAGCUUCAGUUUUCGGUAUCUUAUUUGUAAGGAGCUAGUGAAGUGAUUAUUGAUGGUCGUGAGUUUUUAGUUAAUUUUUUGGGAAAUUUCUGUAAAUGAAUAGACGAAUGAUGUUGGGGUUGCAGUGUAUAUUUUUUGGGUAUCAAAAGCAUCUUCAUUUGCAUCUGUUUUUAA